This is a messenger RNA of Penicillium cataractarum, 414 nucleotides long. RefSeq lists its product as uncharacterized. The record is from RefSeq and is a predicted model, not a curated record. NCBI's taxonomy places the organism in Eukaryota, Fungi, Ascomycota, Eurotiomycetes, Eurotiales, Aspergillaceae. The transcript has a single exon. The coding region runs from base 1 to 414 and encodes 137 amino acids.
AUGCAACUCGCUACUCUCCUCCCCAUGAUCCUCUCCACCUUGAGCCUGACCAGCGCUCUCCCCAACGGUCAAGCCGCCACCUGGAGAGCAACCAACUUCACUCUCCAAUGCUCCCCCGGUGGCUGUGCCUACCGCUUCAACAUCACCGCGCCCGCAUCCGAGAACGCGCCCGGUUUCCAGACCUACUGCGAGGGUAUCACUCCCAACGCCACAGCCUGUGCCAACAACACCAUCACCGCUGCAGUCAGCCCCGUGACCAACCCAACAUGGAAUGUCAAGGUCCAGCACGAGUGGCAUGUUAUUGAGGAGGACUACAAUUCCGAGGCCACCUACUGGCAGGCCGGCAGUGCCAAUGUCACCGAGACUACUACGGCCUUCCUUAUCAAGCCUGAUGUCUUUUACGGUGUCGCAUAA